AUGUUAUCAAGCAAUUCUGAAUUUUCCACAAAUUUGGAAGCAUUUGUUUUGCCCACAAUUAUACCUCCGCAACCAAAUCAUGAUUUGGAUAUACAAAACUGGCAAAUUCCCAAGAAUAUUAGAUUAGCAGACCCUAAUUUUAACGUUCAAGGAAAAAUUGACAUUUUACUCGGAGCUGAGUUUUACUUCAGUUUAAUGCAACCAGGCACAAUAAAACUAAAUGGUCAUCAACCCAUACUCCAAAAUACUGCGCUUGGCUGGAUUGUAGGUGGUUUAAUUCAACAAUCGUCAACGGACGACACAUCAGCAGCGCUAACAUGCGCAAUUUUUAGUGAAACAUCACUGGAACAAGCUAUCGAAAAAUUAUGGAAACUUGAGGAAGUGAAAUCAACUGAAAAGGUCAUGUCUCCAUUAGAAACCCUUUGCGAAUCUCACUUCAAUCAACAUGUUAAGACGGAUCAGAAUGGUCGUUUCAUCGUCAGCCUUCUGUUUCAAGAAUCUCCAACAGCAUUGGGGAAAUCACAUGCAAUGGCUUAUAACCGAUUUAUGAGCCUUGAACGCCGACUUCUACAGAAGGAAGAUAUCCGAAGUCAGUACAUUAAAUUUAUGCGAGAAUAUGAACAAUUAGGACACAUGCAAAAGAUUGACGUGUGUACCGUAUCAAAUCCUAAAUAUUUUAUUCAGCAUCAUUGUGUUCUUAAGCCCGAUAGUACAACAACAAAACUUAGGGUUGUAUUUGACGCAUCAGCGAAAACUUCAUCUGGUCAAUCGUUAAAUGAUCUAAUGUAUACAGGACCAAUCGUACAAAGUGAAUUGUUUUCUAUUUUGCUGAGGUUUCGAUUGCCAAAAUUCGUCUUCACAACCGAUAUUGAAAAGAUGUACAGGCAGAUUUUAAUGCAUCCCGAUGAUCAAAGGUAUCAGCUAAUUAUCUGGAGAGAGGAUCCAUCCCAUCCAGUCAGUUAUUACAAACUUAAUACGGUCACAUAUGGGACACGUUCAGCACCGUAUCUGGCUACAAAAUGCUUACAAAAGAUUGCAAACGAGAACAUGGAGCGUUAUCCAUUAGGCUCACAAAUGCUGAAAGAUAAUUUUUAUAUGGAUGACGGUCUCGGCGGUGCAGAUAGCCUAAGUACUGCUAUUAAAAUACAAAAGGAGUUAGUAACAAUCUUGAAACAACACGGCUUCAUUCUAAGGAAAUGGUCAUCCAAUACACCAAGAUUGCUGAAGGACAUACCACAUAGCGAUUGA
Molecule: messenger RNA, 1248 nt
Organism: Musca domestica (house fly)
Lineage: Eukaryota; Metazoa; Arthropoda; Insecta; Diptera; Muscidae
Exons: 1
Coding region: 1-1248 (415 amino acids)
Source: RefSeq, a predicted model, not a curated record